GCAAUUUUUUCCCCCUACGGAAAUCUGAGACUUCAGGGUCUAAAUUCUGGAGCUCUUGGCGGCGGACUAUUCAGAAGCCACAAGCUACCAGACUUGAAGAUGCUGCGAGUGCAGAGGCCGAGAGUGGCCAGGCUGAGAGCCUGCCUCUUCAGAGGGCUCCACCACAAGCCAGUGAUGGCACUCCGGAGAGAGGAUGUGAAUGCCUGGGAGCGUAGGGCACCUCUGGCUCCCAAGCACAUCAAGGGCCUCACCGAACUGGGAUACAAAGUCUUGAUACAGCCUUCCAAUCGACGGGCCAUUCAUGACAAGGAGUAUGCCAGAGCUGGUGGUAUUCUUCAGGAGGACAUCACAGAAGCUUGUCUAAUUUUGGGAGUAAAAAGACCUCCAGAGGAAAAACUGAUGUCCAAGAAGACUUAUGCCUUCUUUUCCCACACAAUAAAGGCCCAGGAAGCCAAUAUGAGCUUGCUGGAUGAGGUCCUGAAACAGGAAAUUCGACUAAUUGAUUAUGAGAAAAUGGUGGAUCACAGAGGGUCUCGGAUAGUGGCGUUUGGACAGUGGGCGGGUGUGGCAGGAAUGAUCAAUAUUUUACAUGGAAUGGGUUUAAGGCUCCUUGCUUUGGGACAUCAUACACCUUUUAUGCAUCUUGGCAUGGCUCACAACUACAGGAACAGCAGCCAGGCUGUGCAAGCUGUCCGCGACGCAGGCUAUGAAAUAUCUCUGGGUUUAAUGCCAAGGUCAAUAGGACCCUUAACCUUUGUGUUCACGGGGACUGGCAACGUAUCAAAGGGAGCCCAGGCAGUCUUUAAUGAGCUACCUUGUGAGUAUGUGGAGCCCCAUGAAUUAAAAGAAGUUUCAAAAACUGGAGACCACAGGAAAGUGUAUGGGACGGUGUUAAGUCGCCAUCAUCAUCUUGUCAGGAAAACAGAUGGUGUGUAUGAUCCUGUAGAAUAUGAGAAAUAUCCCGAGCGCUACAUUAGCCGCUUUAAUACAGAUAUUGCACCAUAUACAACUUGUUUAAUUAAUGGGAUCUACUGGGAGCAAAACACCCCUCGUCUGCUAACGCGCCAGGAUGCUAAAAGUCUCCUGACCCCUGUGAAGUCUUCAGCUGCUCCUGUUGAAGGAUGCCCUGAAUUACCACACAAACUUGUGGCAAUAUGUGACAUUUCUGCAGACACAGGAGGCUCCAUAGACUUUAUGACUGAGUGCACUACAAUAGAGCGGCCCUUUUGCAUGUAUGAUGCAGACCAGCAUAUUAUUCACGACAGUGUUGAAGGCUCUGGGAUUCUGAUGUGUUCCAUUGACAAUUUACCAGCACAGCUUCCAAUUGAGGCUACGGAAUAUUUUGGAGACAUGCUUUACCCUUAUGUUGAAGAAAUGUUGCUAUCAGAUGCGUCGCAGCCCCUCGAAAGCCAGAACUUCUCUCCAGUGGUUCGAGAUGCAGUGAUUACAUCCAAUGGUAUAUUGACUGACAAAUACAAAUAUAUCCAGAAACUCCGAGAAAGCAGAGAACGCAUUCAAUCCCUUUCAAUGAGUACCAAGAAGAAGGUGUUGGUGCUUGGGUCUGGCUAUGUGUCUGGGCCUGUUUUAGAAUAUCUGUCAAGAGACAACAAUAUAGAAAUAACAGUAGGCUCUGACAUGACAAACCAAGUGCAACAGUUAAGCAAGAAAUACAAUAUUAACCCUGUUAGCGUGAACAUUGGUAAACAAGAAGAGAAGCUGCAAUCCUUGGUAGCAUCACAUGACCUUGUUAUCAGCUUGUUGCCUUAUGUGUUGCAUCCUGUUGUGGCCAAGGCAUGCAUCUCAAACAGAGUCAACAUGAUCACCGCAAGCUACAUCACACCAGCCAUGAAAGAACUGGAAAAGAGUGUGGAUGACGCUGGCAUCACAGUCAUUGGUGAAUUGGGAUUAGAUCCUGGUCUUGACCACAUGCUGGCAAUGGAAACAAUUGAUAAGGCCAAAGAGCUGGGAGCCACGAUUGAGUCUUAUGUUUCCUACUGCGGCGGCCUCCCAGCCCCUGAAUAUUCAGACAAUCCAUUGCGAUACAAAUUCAGCUGGAGUCCAGUGGGAGUCUUGAUGAACAUUAUGCAGCCUGCUAGCUAUCUGCUCAAUGGGAAGGUUGUGAAUGUGACAGGGGGAGUCUCUUUUCUUGACUCUGUCACAUCCAUGGAUUACUUCCCAGGCCUGAACUUGGAAGGGUAUCCUAACAGAGAUAGUACAAAAUAUGCUGAAAUUUACGGGAUUCCAUCUGCUCAUACAUUGUUGAGGGGAACACUGAGAUAUAAGGGAUAUUCCAAAGCUCUGAACGGAUUUGUAAAGUUAGGUCUCAUCAACAGAGAAGCAUAUCCUGCGCUCCAAUCUGAGGCCAACCCUCUCACCUGGAAACAGCUCCUGUGUGACCUAGUUGGGAUUUCCCGUUCCUCUUCAUGUGAGAAGCUUAAGGAAGUUGUCUUUACAAAGCUGGGAGGGGAUAGUAGCCAGCUGGAGGCUGCUGAAUGGUUGGGCUUACUGGGCGAUGAGCAAGUUCCUCAGGCAGAGUCCAUUGUGGAUGCGUUCUCCAAGCACUUGGUCUCAAAGCUCUCUUAUGGUCCCAAAGAAAAAGAUAUGAUUGUGAUGAGAGACAGCUUUGGCAUCAGACAUCCUUCUGGCCAUUUAGAAAAUAAGGUAAUCGACCUUGUGGUUUAUGGAGACUUCAACGGCUUUUCGGCAAUGGCUAAAACUGUGGGGUUGCCAACGGCCAUGGCGGCCAAAAUGUUGCUUGAUGGUGAAAUCAAAGCCAAAGGCCUCCUGGGGCCAUUUACAAAGGAGAUCUAUGGGCCAAUAUUGGAGCGGAUUAAAGCAGAAGGCAUUGUAUUUCAUACACAGAGCACAAUCAAGCUAUAAAUGGGCCUUUAUUUUUCUAGGCAUCACAGAUGUCAACUUGUGUAUGACGAAUAUGCUUGCUGACGUGCUGAAGCAUACGGCUUUAUGUUUUGAGCUUAACUUACUCAAAGCUUAACAGCGUAUGCUUUGAGUAAGUUAAUGGAAUGGUGUUUUUGAAACUCAAAUCUCUAUUUUAGUAAAACUUUUGGGGUAGAAGAUGUCAGUCAUUGCAGAGACCUUUAGUAAGUCUACUGUGUAUUUUGUGAAUAUGUAAAAGUGAUUGAUGAUCAUAGUUCGUUAAUUUAUUGUGCUUCUUCUUUUCUUUUAAGAACAUGUCAUCAGCAAUGUGUACUAUUCAUUUUGUCAGAAAAAUUUCAUGUAGUUAUAUUUUUGUAUUUUUCAAAUUGAUUCUGCUAGAUGCCUUUAAACCGACUUAUCUACAAACAAUUGCAGAAGUACUCUUUCAUGCCUUUUGUAAAGUUGUGAUCUAUUCAGUAAAUUUUUUUGAAAAUCAUUUUUCACAAAUUUUUGGAAAAGAGAAUUGAUACAAUAAAUUCCCAGUCCUCAUUAUCCUUUUAUUGGAAGCAGAGAAAGUGCUUGAAAAUCUCUAUCACCCUCCCAUGAUAAAAACAAAACAGAGAAACCCACCACAAAACACAUACAAAGCAAGAGUAGAAAGGGACGCCUUUAUAAAGGAUAGCCAUGGAAAACCCACAACUUGUAUCAUAUUUAAUGGCAAAAGGUUGAAUAAUUUUCACCUAAUACCACAAGACAGGAAUGUUGUCACUUGCCACACUGAUUCAACCUGUACUGAAGGAUUAGGGCAUGCCAAUGAGGCAAAAAAUAAAUAAAUAGAAAGAUAAAAAGCAUGAAACAUCUCUACUAGAAAGAAACAAAAUAAACUCUAUUUGCAUAGAAUCUCCAAGAACUGCAUAGGAAAUCAGAAGACAUAGUAAAAAUAAUGCAAAAGAAAACAUUUGAAUUCAUGAAUUCAGAAAAACUUCAGACGCAGGAACUACUUGCAGCAAUUGCCUUUCUGUAUAAUAUGAACCAAAAGUGGUUUUAGAAAAACAUCAAUAGCGUCAAAAAGAAAAAAAAAGGUAACAAGAUUGAGAGGUUAGGAGUGACACACAUUUUUAGGCUGCAUUGCCUUUUUAAAAGUGUGCUAAGACAACUCAGUGAAGAAAAAUGCUUUCUCAUCAAAUGAUUGAAAACAUGGAAAUCAGAAGCAAUGAAGUUGGAUAACUAUUUUACAGCAUACAUAAGAACUAAUUUUUAGACUCAUGAUGGGUCUAAAAAAUCUAAAAAGGAGUUAACAUUGUAAAAAUCUUAGAAUAAAAUAUAGGCAUAAAUCUUCAUGUGUUUGAAUUAGGCAAUGGUUUAUUAAGUAAUUGAAACAAAAAUCACAAACAUCAGAAGAAAAAAAUAGACUAACUGAUGUAAUAAAAAGUCAGAACUUUUGAGUUUCCAAGGAAUCUGCUGAAAAAUAAAAACACACCUCACUUUCAAAUAACCCAUAGAAUCAGAAUUAUUCCACAGUCAUUUAUUCAGAGAGGAAUAUGUAGCUAGAAUAAAUACAUAAAUAACUGUGAUAACUCAGCAUGAAAACAAUAACCCAAUUUUAAUAGUGUUCAGAAGUUUGGAGUUUGGAGUUCCCUAAAGAUAUACAAAAGUCUAAUAGUAUGGAAAGUGAAAAUUAAUUCUUCAGUGAGACACUGCCUUAUAUUCAUGAGAAUGGCAGGAAUCAAAAGAAAACACAUGUUAAUGUAGAUGCAAAGAUAUUUAAAAGAUUAUUGAAGGAUAACUAAGAAUGAUAGAUGCAAAUAAGUAUAAAAACAUGUACUUGGAUGUUAAUAGCAACAUUAUUUGCAAUAUCCCAUCAGUUAGGAAAUGAAUACAUUAAAUGUGAAAAACCCACACAAUGGACUAUUUCUCUAUAGCAGGAAAUAAGGUAUGUAUUCUGUAUGAUAUGGAUGAACAUUGAAAGUAUUCUGUUACACAAAAUGCCACUGAUUGUGUAGUUUCAUUUUUGUGACAUCCAGAAAAAAACACCUCUCUCUAUAGAGAAAGAUUCAUAGUUACCCAGUGCUAGGAGAAUUGAGAUGAAAUGGAUUGGAUACCAUGGAGUGACUGCUAAUAAACCAUCUAACAAUGGCAUAAUUCUGAAUAUACAAAAUUC
Messenger RNA from Chionomys nivalis (European snow vole), 5038 nucleotides. RefSeq names its product aminoadipate-semialdehyde synthase (gene Aass). The transcript has 24 exons. Bases 100 to 2880 code for a protein of 926 amino acids. The record is from RefSeq and is a predicted model, not a curated record. Gene Ontology annotation, cellular component: cytoplasm. NCBI's taxonomy places the organism in Eukaryota, Metazoa, Chordata, Mammalia, Rodentia, Cricetidae. Gene Ontology annotation, molecular function: saccharopine dehydrogenase activity.